This is a messenger RNA of Ascochyta rabiei, 2532 nucleotides long. RefSeq lists its product as uncharacterized. NCBI's taxonomy places the organism in Eukaryota, Fungi, Ascomycota, Dothideomycetes, Pleosporales, Didymellaceae. The transcript has a single exon. Bases 1 to 2532 code for a protein of 843 amino acids. The record is from RefSeq and is a predicted model, not a curated record.
AUGCCUCAGACAUUCGCGCCCCGCGGGUCUCUCCUUGAGUACUACUUCACGGCCGACAGUGCCCUUUCACCUAGCAGCGAAGAUGACUUUCCUACGCCUAAGGCACAUCUGUUCAACAUCACACCGCAGCCUUCCCCCCGAUUUCCAUUCUCAUCCAAAUCGAACUCAUACGCCGACGUCAACCGCGUCAGCCGUGCCGGUAGCGACUUCGACUCCUUGUAUGAUAUAACGGACGAUGAGGCUGAAGUCCCCCUCCAUGCCUCUGCGUCAGUCAAGAAGAUUUCAGGUCCAAACCGCCGAGUGCGAUUUCCGUCCCUCAUUAUCCCCUCCCCAACCGCAUGGCCGACAAUUGAGAAGCUGAGGAGCGCAACUUCGGCUGUGCCGAUGACGCCCUCCGCUCUUCUCACACCCUCUCGCCACGUUCUAGACAUGAUCAACUCACACAACCUCCAUGUUCCGGGACACUCAGCAGCACCAUCAUUGGACGGAAGUCUAACAUCAGAAGAGAUGGAUAGGUUGAGCUGUCCAGCUACCCCUGAUACGCGCUCAAGGCGUGAUUCGUACUCGACUGAGGGCUCGUGGGCACCGGUGCAACUUGACUUCCAGGCUAUGAACACCCUACAACACCUUGGAGAGUCUGCGAUGGAACAAGACAGGGAAGAAGAUGAUGAUCAAGAAACGCCACCUGCAGAGCCAAGAGGAGAAAUGCAGCAAGUUUCACGCCCAUCUUUGGCCGUGACUAUUCCCUCGGCCUGCUACCAAAGCGAUUCGGAUGAGGACACACCAAUCUCUGCAAUCUCAAUCCCAUCACCCGGGGGCUUCUUCUCCUCUCUUCAGUCUGACGCCUGCAAUACAUGGAGCAUCCCAACACGUCAAGAGUCGAUCCCCAACACUUCAACUGCUGAAAAGUUCUACAAUCUGCCGUGGGAGGAACACAAGGCUGAGCCUGUGCCAGCUCUUCCAGCAAGUCGUCUGACUCUUAGUGGCGAAACACUUGAUGGAUUCAACGAAGUUAUGGCUACUGUUCGUCCAGCCAUCUUCAGCCCUGUUGAGGAGAACGUCGAAGUCAAGGAAAUCAAUCCCAGCAAGACUAUCUUUCAAUACAACGAGGACUACAACGCUGAACUUCAAAUGCUGUCUUCUGUCAAUCUCGAGAUGACCGGCCGAUGGCUUGAUGAUCAGGAUGAGCUUGUGUCUGCUCUCCGCAACAUGAGCGACAUCAGCUCUCCCAGCCUGUCCAGCGGCACUCACAGCCGUGGCAGCUCACUCGACAAGCCUGCGCUCAAGAAAUCCGUUACCUUCGCUGAAGAGACCGCCAAAGCUGACGAUAACGAUGAGGAGUCUAAGAAAAUCCAGACGUAUGUUCAGGGUCUUGAGUACAUACGCUCCAGAUGUGAAAAGAAAGACACCUUCAUUCACCGCCAGACUCGAGCCGAGGCGUUACACCUGCAGCGUCGCUGCAACCCUGCUGCCCACCGUAAUCAACUUCUGGGCAAGUACGAACUCAAUGAGCCAGAGCGCCCGGCUCCCGCUCGUCCAGUCUCCGAGUUUUACGUGAACGAUCCCACCGCGCUCAAGGAAAGGAUUGCCCGUGCUCAAACCGAGCGCCAGGCACUUGACCAGAUGCUUCCAAGCCAGUGGGUGAUGCAGGCGCAGAAGCAACUCAACAAUGGAAGGCUACUCAGUAAGCCCGCUGUGCGGUGCAUUACCAGAGCAACCUCGCCACGCAUCCUUGACGUUGGCGGUGUGGCCACCAACGACUGGGCCUGGAACGUUGCCUAUGACUAUCCUUACGCUACUGUAUGCACCGUCCAUACAGCCGGUAAAAACCUUUCUCCUGAUGUUGUCGGCCCCAGCAACCACAAGCAAACUAUCGUGCCCAACUACUGGACUAUGCCAUUCCCCAACGCUCAUUUCGAUGUUAUCUCCGCCCGUACACUCUACGAGCUUCUCAAGACCAACAAGCCCGCCGGCCGCUCUACCGAUGAGUACGAUCUCUGCCUAAAGGAGCUACACCGAUGCCUCAAACCUGGUGGCGUUCUAGAGUUCUCUCUGCUCGACGCAGAGCUGAUGCACGCUGGUCGCAACGCGCAGGCUAUGGGUGUCGAGUUCGCCUUCAACCUCAAGACCCGCGGAUAUGAUGCUCAGGCAAGCAAGACGUUCUUGCCGCGCCUUUCGAAGGCUGGCUUCAGGAACGUGCAUCGUACAUGGAUGGUGCUUCCUAUGGGUCAGACUGCUGCGAACUGGAAGGACGACUUGAAUGUUGGUGCGAAGGCUGGUGCGCAGGAGAAAAAUAUCAAUGAGAAUGGAGAGGUGGUGAUGCAAGACGCUCCUGUAUUUGGCUCGACGAACGAUGCUGCUAUGUUGACUGGUAUUGUUGGUUCGUGGGCGUGGGAGAAAUGGAUGUUGGAACUGCAGAUGGAGAUGGGUAAGGAGCAAGAGCGGCUGCUAGAGGGUGUAGUACAGGUGCUUGAAGAGGGUGCUAGGGAGGGAUCGGCUUGGAAGUCGCUUACUGGUUGGGCGAGGAAGUAA